Messenger RNA from Daldinia loculata, 1294 nucleotides. RefSeq lists its product as uncharacterized. NCBI's taxonomy places the organism in Eukaryota, Fungi, Ascomycota, Sordariomycetes, Xylariales, Hypoxylaceae. The record is from RefSeq and is a predicted model, not a curated record. The transcript has 3 exons. The coding region runs from base 102 to 1211 and encodes 369 amino acids.
UCCUAUCACUUUGUUACACAUCACGGGGCUCGGCUAGCCAUUCCUUUCCCCUUUUUUUUCGUCACUCCUUUUCAGGAUAUAUACACCGGUUUGUUUUCAAUAUGCUGUUUAGAAGAAAAGAUGCUUUGGCCGUCGCCCUCUUUCUGCUUGCGGAUAGAGCAGCGGCACGACGGCAAUUCCCGCGAUAUAUCACAUUCGUGAACUCAACCACAACCGUAGCUGCCCCGAGCACAAUCACUACGUCUGUAUUCGACUCGUCCACCUCUGCUUCUGAGACUAGCAGUAGUAUUAUUACCUCUUCUCCCGAGGUCAGCAGUAGUAUUACUACCUCUGAGUCUCUUACUUCGGACACUCCGACAAUAAGUGAAUCGACUUUGACAGAAAGCGAUAUCAUUAGCAGCACUUCGUCAGUAGACAUUGCCACAUCAACUGUGACAAUCAGCAGUAGUUCAUCGACAGGUGCUACUACUUCAACUGUUACAGUCAGUAGCACUUCAUCAACAGACAUUAUUACCAGUACUUCAUCAACAGACAUUAUUACCAGUACUUCGUCUACGGAUGUUGUUAGUAGUACGUCGUCGACAGACAUUACCAGCUCCGUGUUGGCAGCCAACAGCACUACGUCAACCGACGUUGCUGGCCCGACCAUCACGUCUCCGCCGCUCCUAAAUACAACUGCUCCGUUCCCUACGUUCGGAAAUGCCACAUUCAAUGGAACUGUCCCCUUGACGACGCUGACGGUCAGCGUGACUUCCGUCUCGACGAUCAUCUCAUGCGCAUCUACGGUCACUAACUGCCCGGCUGCCACCGAUACCGCAGGCCUUACUUCGCUCCCACCAGACGCCUACUCGACUGUCCUUAUAACGAGCGUCAUCGGUGUGACUACCACUGUCUGCCCGGUCACCGAAGCCCCAUCAAUCUCAUCGUCUAUCAUGGAGUCUUUUACCGCAACUCCCCCCGCUGGCCCUACCGACUCUGUUGUUACCGUCACUGAGACGGGAUCUAAGCCUUCUGGAAGCGGUGAUAAUGGCGGUGAUGUCCCCAGCGUCACUACCACUACAGAUGGCGCUUCGCCCACAAAUGGUGGCGGCAACGGUAAUGGUAAUGGUAACGGUAGCGACAAAGGUGGUAACAAGCCUUCCGUCAUUACCGUGACUGUCUCUGAUAGCACCGGUAUCGUUACCAAGACUGUAAGUUUUAGAUUACCCUAGGCUUCUCGAGCAGUUACUAAUAUUACAUUCCCAGGUGACUAACUCUGCCUCAUCUGAGACCCCUAUUGAGACGGUUAUCACUA